Messenger RNA from Sporothrix brasiliensis 5110, 1866 nucleotides. Its product is annotated as MSC7 protein. The transcript is spliced from 2 exons. Bases 1 to 1866 code for a protein of 621 amino acids. Gene Ontology annotation, molecular function: aldehyde dehydrogenase (NAD+) activity. The record is from RefSeq and is a predicted model, not a curated record. Lineage: Eukaryota; Fungi; Ascomycota; Sordariomycetes; Ophiostomatales; Ophiostomataceae.
AUGGUUUUGCAAGCGGUUUCAGCCUGGCUGCUGCAUGUGGACGCUGCCAUUGAGGAACUGAUUCCUUUACUGCGGGCAUGGUCGUGGACUUUUGUCGCUGUUGGCGCAGUGAUCGUCAUCAUUUGUGCCAACAGAAACUCCGACCGGCCGAGACGCUACAAGGUGCCGUUACCCAAGCUCCCUGAGGAGAAGCGGUACUUGAGCUCGCCGAGCAUCAAGGUGUCCGGAUCAUCUGCGAUUCAGUGCUACGCGCCCGCCACAGGCCAGUUCCUCGGCCUCGUCAACCCGUCCACGCCCGCGGCCAUUGACCGCGCUGUCGCGUCGGCCAAGGCCGCGCAGACUGUCUGGGCGAGCACGACAUCGUUCCGCGACCGGCGCCGGGUGCUUCGUUCGUUGUUGCAACAUGUGCUCGACAACCAAAAGGACAUCUGCCGCGUUGCGUGCCUGGACUCUGGCAAGCUGCCGCUCGACGCUGCGCUCGGCGAGGUGCUCGUUGUCGCGGAGCGGAUUCAAUGGACUCUCAAGCACGGCGAGAAGGCGCUGCGGCCGUCGUCGCGCCCGACCAACGCACUCUUGAUGCCGCACAAGCGCAACGCGGUCGUGUACGAGCCUCUGGGUGUGGUGGCCGCGCUUGUCAGCUGGAACUACCCGUUCCACAACCUGCUGGCACCCAUGGUGUCGGCGCUGUUUGCGGGCAACGCCAUUGUCGUCAAGGCUUCCGAACAGACGGCCUGGAGCACGCAGUACUUUACGGCGCUGAUGCGCGGCGCUCUCGUCGCGCACGGCUACGACCCGGCUCUUGUGCAGGCCGUCGUGUGCUGGCCGGCGACUGCGAACCACCUGACGCAGCACCCGGAUAUCGCCCACGUUACGUUUAUUGGCUCGCAGGCCGUAGCACGGCACGUGGCCACAUCGGCUGCACAGGCGCUGACGCCCGUGUGCGCGGAGCUGGGCGGCAAGGACCCUUUUAUUGUCCUGGACUCGGUCGGUGCUAAGCGUCUGCCGGCGGUCGCGGCGACCAUGCUGCGCGGCACGUUCCAAUCCAGCGGACAGAACUGCAUUGGCAUCGAGCGCGUGAUCGCGGCGCCGGGUGUGUACGAGCCGCUCCUGGCUCUGGUGACGGACAAGGUCAGGGCUCUGCGUAUCGGGUUCCAAGACGACGAGGGGGACGACGCCGAGACGGACGACGCGAACAAGUACGAUGUGGGUGCCAUGAUCUCGGACGCCAACUUUGACCGUCUCGAGCGUCUGAUCGACGACGCCGUCAACCAGGGCGCGCGGCUGCUUGCGGGCGGACGCCGUUACACGCACCCUCGCUUCCCGCACGGCCACUACUUUACGCCGACGCUGCUGGCCGACGUUACCCCGGGCAUGGCCAUUGCGCAGGAGGAAUGCUUUGGCCCCAUCCUCUGCAUGAUGCGCGCCAAGGCGAGCACGGCCGAGGCGGUGCUGGCGAUUGCCAACGCUGCGCCAUUUGGCCUGGGUGCGUCCGUGUUUGGCAACGAGCACGGUGCCGAGGCCAGCGAGAUGGACAAGGUGGUCAAGGGCGUCAAGGCUGGCAUGGUGGCGAUCAACGACUUUGCGACAUACUACGCGGUGCAGCUGCCGUUUGGCGGCGUGGGCGGGUCUGGGUACGGGCGGUUUGCGGGCAGCGAGGGCCUGCAGUCGCUGUGCAAUGCCAAGAGCGUCUGCGCGGACCGGUUCGGCUGGUUGGGCAUCCGCACGGGCCUGCCGCCUGUCGUGCAGUACCCGGUGCGUAGCCAGCAGGGCGGCUGGUCGUUUGUCAAGGGCCUGGUUACAUUUGGCUACGGUCUCUCGUGGAGUGAGAAGAUUGGGGGUCUGCUGGAGCUGAUUCGGAAUUCAUAG